Molecule: messenger RNA, 310 nt
Organism: Funneliformis mosseae
Lineage: Eukaryota; Fungi; Glomeromycota; Glomeromycetes; Glomerales; Glomeraceae
Source: the annotation of a GenBank genome assembly
UAGCUUACAAACUUUGCCACAUUACGAGAAUGCGUCUCACAUGACUACUGCAGAUUUUAAUAACAGACCCUCCAAUGAAUCUCUUUAUUUAUACCAACAAGAUAGCGCUAGUAAUGCACAAAACGCGGAAACAAUGAUUCCAAUUCAUUCUUUACAAUUUAAUUCAAAUUAUCAGGCAUCUCUUCUUUCUCUGUCUGACUAUUUAAUUAAUUCUCAAGAAGGUGUUUAUUAUUUAACUUAUGCAAAUACGUUUUCCUUUGGAUCAGUAAUUGGCUUUCCAAGUAGCGAGGAUCGUGUUCAAGGUAAUUAA